UGGCGGGGGUGGUGCAUGGGCCCCAUCUGGUCCAGUUACUAUGGAAACUGUCGUUCUCUCCUGUUCAUGAUGGACGCCUCUGACCCCACCCAGCUCUCUGCAUCCUGUGUGCAGCUCUUAGGUCUCCUUUCUGCAGAACAACUUGCAGAAGCAUUGGUGCUGAUACUACUUUUCAAUAAAAUCGACCUACCCUGUUACAUGUCCACGGAGGAGAUGAAGUUAUUAAUCAGGCUUCCAGACAUCAUUGCUUGUGCCAAGCAGAACAUCAUCACGGCAGAAAUCAGCGCCCGUGAAGGCACUGGCUUGGCAGGGGUGCUGGCCUGGCUCCAGGCCAUCCACAGAGCCAACAGUUGA
This is a messenger RNA of Gorilla gorilla gorilla (western lowland gorilla), 354 nucleotides long. RefSeq names its product ADP-ribosylation factor-like protein 16. NCBI's taxonomy places the organism in Eukaryota, Metazoa, Chordata, Mammalia, Primates, Hominidae. The coding region runs from base 16 to 354 and encodes 112 amino acids. Gene Ontology annotation, molecular function: GTPase activity; GTP binding. The record is from RefSeq and is a predicted model, not a curated record. The transcript is spliced from 3 exons.